CCACAACCGUCUGUCUUCUAAUUGUUUUGUUUCCUCCUCCCUAUAAUAACUAUCUCUACCCACACUCUCUUCCAGAGACCACCCACCACCAUUGGUGCUCCACUCUCUCUCUCUCUCUCUCUCUCUCUCUCUCUCUCUCUCUCUCCCUAAACCCAAUCCGGGUCGGUCCUCCCCACCUACAAAAACCCGCAACCCGAUUCACCCUUUUUCGGCUUCCUCAUUCUCAUCUGAUCCGGAUUUGAUUUCUUCCUCUCUCUCUCUCAAAUCACAGAGAGAGAGAAAGAAACCCCCUGAAAAUCCGCAAUGCUCUCUUUCCGGCUAUACGCCGCCGUCUCCUUCCUCUUCAGCCUCUCCGUCCUCUUCCCCCCCUUCUGCAUUGGCAUCCGCUCCUUCCCCACCCGCGCCCUCGACUCCUCCUCCGCCGGAGACGGUGUUUCGUCGUGGUCGAGAUUCUCGGAGGCGCCGGACUACCGGAACGGGGAGGAAUGCGCGACGUCGUUCGGCCGCGAGAUGGCGUCGUCGUGCGACCCGUCGUUGGUCCACAUCGCGAUGACUCUGGACUCGGAGUACCUCCGCGGCUCCGUCGCGGCGGUCCACUCGGUCUUGAAGCACGCUUCUUGCCCGGAGAACGUGUUCUUCCACUUCAUCGCGGCGGAGUUCGACCCGGCCAGCCCUCGGGUCCUGACCCAGCUGGUCCGAUCCACUUUCCCCUCCCUCAAUUUCAAGGUCUACAUCUUCCGUGAAGACACCGUGAUCAACUUAAUCUCGACCUCCAUCCGGGUCGCCCUGGAGAACCCGCUCAACUACGCCCGCAACUAUCUCGGCGACAUUCUCGGGCGGUGCGUGGAGCGCGUGAUAUACCUAGACUCCGACGUCCUAGUCGUCGACGACAUUCACAAGCUCUGGAACAUCUCCCUCACCGGGUCGCGGGUCAUCGGGGCCCCGGAGUAUUGCCACGCCAACUUCACAAAGUACUUCACGGACGGGUUCUGGUCCGACCCGCUCCUCUCCCGGGUCUUCUCGACCCGGAACCCCUGCUACUUCAACACCGGCGUCAUGGUCAUGGACCUGGUCCGAUGGCGGGAAGGAAACUUCAGGAAGAAGAUAGAGAACUGGAUGGAGCUACAGAGGAAGCGAAGAAUCUACGAGCUGGGUUCCCUGCCACCAUUUUUGCUGGUGUUCGCCGGAAAUGUGGAGGCGAUAGACCACCGGUGGAACCAACAUGGGCUCGGCGGCGACAAUGUGAAAGGGAGCUGUAGGUCGCUGCAUCCGGGGCCGGUGUCGUUGCUGCAUUGGAGCGGGAAAGGGAAGCCGUGGGUGAGAUUGGAGGCGAAGAAGGCUUGCCCUUUGGACCAUGUUUGGGAGCCUUAUGAUCUUUACAAGCAUCGUAACAUUGCCAAGUAUCGUCAUCAAUCCUUCUCGUCAAUUUCUGCUUCUACAUUGAUCGGGUUUUCAAGCUAUUUGUCAUGAUGAUGAUGAUGGUAGUCAUUAGUUGUUGCUUUGUUGUUAUGAUUCUUUUUUCUUUUUUUUUUGGUUCUUUUGAUACAUUUGUUCAGUGAUUCUUUUGAUAGAUCCAUGUACAGAUUAUUGAUUGGGUUCUUUAGAGGAGGAGGAAGAGAGAAAAUUCAUGUGGGGGGUACUAUCAUGUUUCUAUUGUACUUGGAUUUUCUUUUGUGCUGUGUAAGAUGAUUCAGUUCAGGGUUUUCUUCAAAACCAUUUUGGUGAAUUGAAAUGUAUAAUCUGUUGGGUGGUCUCUCUCAGGAUGAGAAUAUCAUACUCUUCUUAGCCUCC
Molecule: messenger RNA, 1791 nt
Organism: Argentina anserina (silverweed cinquefoil)
Lineage: Eukaryota; Viridiplantae; Streptophyta; Magnoliopsida; Rosales; Rosaceae
Product: probable galacturonosyltransferase-like 9
Exons: 1
Coding region: 304-1470 (388 amino acids)
Cellular component (GO): Golgi apparatus
Molecular function (GO): glycosyltransferase activity
Source: RefSeq, a predicted model, not a curated record